AUGGAAGAUAGAAAUAAUGUUACUGAAUUUAUUCUCUUGGGACUUUCUACGGACAAGAAAGUCCGGAUCCUCUGCUUUUUAUUUUUCUUAUUCUGUUACCUGGCUAUUUGGUUGGGGAACUUGAUCAUCAUGAUUUCUAUUUCAUGCAGUCAGCUAAUCACCCAGCCCAUGUACUUCUUCCUUAACUGCCUUGCACUCUCAGAUCUCUUCUACACCUCCACUGUGACACCCAAACUCAUGACUGACUUACUGCUGGAGAGAAAGGUCAUUUCCUAUAAAAACUGCAUGACACAGCUUUUCACCACACAUUUCUUUGGGGGGAUUGAGGUCUUCAUCCUCACAGGAAUGGCCUAUGACCGCUAUGUGGCCAUCUGCAAACCUCUCCACUACGCCAUCAUCAUGAACAGGCAAAGACGUCACUCAAUUCUCAUAGCAUCAGGUGCCGGGGGACUUCUUCAUUCUCUUGGUCUAUUUCUUCUUGCAAUUGUUUUACCUUUCUGUGGCCCUAAUGAAAUAGAUCACUAUUUCUGUGAUGUAUAUCCUUUGUUGAAACUAGCCUGCAUUGAUACACACAAAAUUGGCUUUUUUGUCAUUGCCAAUUCUGGCUUGAUGGGACUGGUGAUCUUUGUGGUUUUGAUGGCCUCCUACAUUUUGAUUUUGUAUAACGUACGCACAUAUUCUGCAGAAAGCCGCCAUAAAGCACUUUCCACCUGUAGUUCCCACAUCACAGUCGUGAUCCUCUUUUUCAUACCUGUCAUCUUUGUUUACAUUAGACCUGCCACAACAUUACCAGAAGAUAAAGUGUUUACACUCUUCUACACAAUUAUUGUCCCCAUGCUCAACCCGCUUAUCUACACACUUAGAAACAUGGAGAUGAAAAAUUCCAUAAGAAGAGUUUGGUGCAAUAAAAGGUUCUGGGAAGGAAGGCUAAUGAUUUGAAGGUCAUUCAUCUUUGAUGCCAGUGACUGUCUUCUCAUCACUCCCUCUGUUGCUGAUUCUCUCCUGCUAAUGGGAAAAUCAGUCAGAAUGUGUAAAAGCCAAGUCUUCUAAAACAGCUUGUCCUCAGUGGUUCCUGCUUUUAUUUUCCUCUCAAUGCAUUUUCCUUGAUUUCACUUUUCACUAAUAAUCCUCUUUGU
Molecule: messenger RNA, 1136 nt
Organism: Cervus elaphus (red deer)
Lineage: Eukaryota; Metazoa; Chordata; Mammalia; Artiodactyla; Cervidae
Product: olfactory receptor 4P4-like
Exons: 1
Coding region: 1-939 (312 amino acids)
Biological process (GO): G protein-coupled receptor signaling pathway
Cellular component (GO): membrane
Molecular function (GO): G protein-coupled receptor activity; olfactory receptor activity
Source: RefSeq, a predicted model, not a curated record